Molecule: messenger RNA, 1238 nt
Organism: Phodopus roborovskii (desert hamster)
Lineage: Eukaryota; Metazoa; Chordata; Mammalia; Rodentia; Cricetidae
Product: translation initiation factor IF-2-like
Exons: 3
Coding region: 1-1164 (387 amino acids)
Source: RefSeq, a predicted model, not a curated record
AUGCGUUUGACACAGAAAGCACCAGUUCUGCCCAAUCCCUGGUUCCAUGCGACUGCUGCCUUCCCAGCUCGGGGCCCCACUAGCGGCCACGACGCAGUGGAGCAGCAGAGGCGCGUUCGGCUUCCCGGGCGCAAGGCUGGGUCGGGUACAGCGGCGUGCGGUGCCCCCUGCCAGCUGCGGAUCCAGCGGCCCAGGGCGCUGGCGGCUCCCGCUCCUUCCCGACGCUCGCAAGCCAGCAGCCGCCGCCGCCGCCGGGGACACGGCCGCCCCGUGCCUGGCGCGCUCCAACUCCUCCUCGCCGCCGGUGACCCGGGACAAACUUCUGGCUGGGGCGCGGUCCCCGUCCCUGAAGCCAGCGUGGGAAACCCGAGGCGCUGCCGGGGCGAGCUAGGGUCGAGGGUGGCGCCCCGGGCGGUUGCUCCUGCCCGCUGGGUCCCGCCCGCAUCUUGGCGGUGGCCGCCCCACGGAGCCCUCCGGCGCCGCGCAGGCCGAGCUGGCCCGGGGCCGGGGACACGGGCGCUCGCGCCCUCUAGCGGGCCGCGGCGGCUCCGGCCCGGCCGUGACGUGGGCUCCUUCCAGCCGGCCUGCGGGGCACCGCCAGUCAGUCGCGGAGCAGGAGCCCCGCGCGCAGCCGGCGUGGGCUCGGCCAUCGGCGCGCCGCCGCCCGAGGUGGCUGGGUCUGCGCGAGGACAGGCGGCGGGCUCCGAGCGCGCUGUCACGGCCAGGGCCACGGCGCCGCGGGCGGCUCGGUCCCGAGCAGGGGCAGCGCUUAGGCGGGCGCAGCGCCGGAUCCCAGCGAGGAUUUGGGCUCGGCGGGCGCGCCCUCCGUUCCCUCUCCCGGCGGCGCCGGACUCCAAGCCCUGGCCAGCGGGAGGGCAGGAGGACCCGGAACACGGUCCCCGCGCCCGGGAGCCGCGGGACUUCGGACUUGUGCAACUGUUGCCACUUUCGGGUCUGGUGUUUCGCCGCUGUAGCGACUUCCCUGGCUGCCUGCGGUUUAGGCUCGCGUCCCCCUCGGCUUCCCGCUUCUACCGGCCGCCGCCGCUCCGAGGCGGCCCGGCGCGCGCUCAGCACCAUGAGGACACUUGGGACUUGCCUGGUGACUUUGGCUGGACUUUUGCUAACUGCGGCCGGGGAGACGUUUUCAGGCGGCUGCCUCUUUGAUGAACCGUACAGCACAUGUGGAUAUAGUCAAGCUGACGAUGAUGACUUCAAUUGGGAGCAGGUGAACACCUUGA